This is a messenger RNA of Stereum hirsutum FP-91666 SS1, 1104 nucleotides long. Its product is annotated as Thioesterase/thiol ester dehydrase-isomerase. Gene Ontology annotation, cellular component: mitochondrion. The record is from RefSeq and is a predicted model, not a curated record. Bases 1 to 1104 code for a protein of 367 amino acids. Gene Ontology annotation, molecular function: fatty acyl-CoA hydrolase activity. The transcript has 10 exons. NCBI's taxonomy places the organism in Eukaryota, Fungi, Basidiomycota, Agaricomycetes, Russulales, Stereaceae. Gene Ontology annotation, biological process: acyl-CoA metabolic process.
AUGCAUGAUUCUUAUACCGAGCUUUUCCUCCCUUUCGAGUCGUCCCCGGAACUUAUGGAAAAAUAUACCAACGCUGCCGGCGGAAUUAGGACAGGAAAGCUUAUGGAACACCUCGAUUCUUUGGCUGGCUCAAUUUCCUACAAGCAUAUGUCGGGUGCAGACAUCGAGACCCUCGGGGCCAUCACAGAGAAGGGGUUCUACAUUGUGACGGCAGCUGUUGACAGGUUAGAUAUGCUUGCACCCAUCUCACCCGUACGCGAUCUCCGGCUCUCAGGCCAUGUGAUUCAUGUCGGGAGGAGCUCCAUGGAAGUUGCCGUCAAGAUGGAGGCUCUCAGCGAUGGAGAGGAAGAAAAGACGCUCAUGUUGGGCCGUUUCUCUAUGGUCUGCAGGGAUGCAUUCACUCAUCGUGCGCAUCCCGUCAAUCCUCUCAAAGUUUCCACACCGGAGGAACAGUCGUUACAUCAUAUCGGCGACAUGCACAAACGAAGGAGACAGUCACAGGCUAAACGCUCCCUAUCAAAAGUGCCUCCGUCAUCCAUAGAGGCAGAAGCGCUUCACAAAUUCAUCCUCGAGCACGGAAAUGAAGAUCAUUUCAAUAGAGAACGCGUAUGGAUGGGUGACACCAAGCUCGAACGCACAACGAUAAUGUUUCCUCAAGAAAGAAACUUGCACCAGAAGAUUUUCGGAGGUUAUCUCAUGCGCUUGGCUUACGAGGCUCUUCUCGGCUUCACCAACUCUCGCCUCUUCACCCGCGAGCCAGUUCGCUUCCUCUCGCUCGACAACAUCUCCUUCGCAAGACCUGUGUCUAUCGGUUCCCUCCUCCGUCUUACCUCGCAUAUCUUGCACACGAGCUCUUCAGAGCAGUUCCCCGCCAUUGUCCACGUCCGAGUUCUUGCUACAGUAGUUGACGUCGAGACAGGCAAAGAGGAGAUGACAAACGACUUCCGAUUCACGUGGUGCAGGGAAGAAGGACCACCUCUGCCUCGAAAGGUGGUGCCAAAGACAUAUUCGGAGGCGAUGCUGUGGCUCGAAGGGAAGCGUGCGCUCGACAUGCGUGCCACCAUCGAGGGCUUGAGGGCAUCGAACUCGUCACCUUCGAGCUAG